CGCUUCCCACUCUUGAAAUCUAGCUGCAUUACCCCACGUCGCAUCGGCUACUAGUUCCGUCAACGCUUAUCUACCCCUCCAUGCUCAACGCGCCGUAGACGCAAGCACAAGAUUGUAAUGGAAAUGCAUGACACUGAACGAGUUCCACUCCUGAGAGAGUAUCGAGCAUUCCACCACCAGACUCUACAAUGCCCUCUCGAACCAUCUCCACGGAAGCAGUUCCCAGCUCUGUUCUUCAUGCUUCACUCUCAAUCGAGCCGCCCAAGAUAGUGCGCGCAGAAGGCCACUACCUGCACACAUCCACCGGAACCGCCAUAUACGAUGCCUCCAAUGGCGCCGCAGUAUCCUGCAUUGGGCACAACCAUCCGCGGGUCAAGCGCGCCAUGUCACAGCAACUCGACGCCGUGGAGUACUGCUUCGCGCCCCACUUCACGACCCCAGCGUACGAGAAACUCGCCAAGUUUCUCGUCGACUCGACAAACGGCCACCUGCAGAAAGUUUUCGUGACCGGCUCCGGCUCCGAGGCUGUGGAAGCAACCAUCAAGAUGGCGCGGCAGUACUACGUCGAGAAGGGCGAGCCGGAGCGGAAGCGGUUCAUCGCCAGGGACAGGAGUUAUCAUGGGAACACGUUCGGUGCGCUCGAUGUGUCGGGCCACAAGGCGCGGAGGACUAUCUACGAGCCGCUCCUCUCCGGGUCCACAUCGCACGUCUCCCCGUGCUAUCCGUACCGCGAUCGACGGACCGGCGAGUCGACGGCAGCGUACGUCGAGCGGCUCGCGCAGGAGCUGGAAGACGAGUUCCAGCGGCUAGGCCCGCAGACGGUCUGCGGCGUGGUGUUCGAGACGAUGGCAGGGCUGACGCUGGGCGCGGUGGCAUCCGUACCAGGUUACCUCGCGCGGAUGAAGGAGGUCUGCGAGCGGCACGGUGCGCUGUUCAUUCUGGACGAGGUGUUUGCGGGGAUGGGGCGGACGGGGACACUGCAUGCGUGGGAGCAGGAGGGAGUGGUGCCGGACUUGCAGACCGUGGCGAAGGGGCUAGGGGCCGGGUAUAUGCCCAUCGGCGCGCUGAUGGUGGGGAAGAAAGUCGUGGAUGUUUUAGAUAGGGGCUCCAAGGCGUUUAUGCAUUUUCAGACGUAUCAUGGACAUCCGUUGGCGUGUGCGGCGGCGUACGAGGUUCAGCAGAUUAUCCGGGAUGAGGGCUUGGUCGAAAACUGCAGAAGGAUGGGAGAAUAUCUUGGAGAGAGACUGAGAGCGCGAUUGGGCGCUCAUCCGAAUGUUGGCGAGAUUCGGGGUCGGGGUCUUGCGUGGGCGUUUGAGUUGGUAAAAGACAGAAAGACCAAGGAGCCGUUUCCCGUCAACCAGAAGGUGGCGCCUACAAUACAUGCAGCAGGCCUGCAGAAGUUCGAAAUUGCUUUGCUGCCCGGUGGCGGCGUGGUAGAUGGCGUGAACGGCGACCUGAUCGUUCUGGCUCCGGCGUACAACAUCAAUCGCGAGGAGAUAGAUCUAGUUGUCCAGCGAACGGCAAAGGCUAUAGAGUAUGUCCUGGGGCCUGCUACCCAAAAUGCUAAGCUUUAAGGUCGAGUCGUCAGUUGAAUGGGACGGAAUACAGUGGCUGGUCAUGUGUACGAGUACACCGGGUCACCCCUUGGAGGAUCAAAACAGUUCUCCAACCUCUAUAUUUAGAGCACGUAUGAGUGGCGGCUCGAUGUUACUUCCAGAAAAGCGAGACUCAAAGUUGAGAAAGAUUGAUAGCUUUAUCCUAACACUGAGCG
Molecule: messenger RNA, 1771 nt
Organism: Paraphaeosphaeria sporulosa
Lineage: Eukaryota; Fungi; Ascomycota; Dothideomycetes; Pleosporales; Didymosphaeriaceae
Product: class III aminotransferase-like protein
Exons: 3
Coding region: 189-1574 (461 amino acids)
Cellular component (GO): cytosol
Molecular function (GO): pyridoxal phosphate binding; transaminase activity
Source: RefSeq, a predicted model, not a curated record